This is a messenger RNA of Labrus bergylta (ballan wrasse), 1859 nucleotides long. RefSeq names its product transmembrane protein 86B (gene tmem86b). NCBI's taxonomy places the organism in Eukaryota, Metazoa, Chordata, Actinopteri, Labriformes, Labridae. Gene Ontology annotation, molecular function: hydrolase activity. Gene Ontology annotation, cellular component: membrane. The record is from RefSeq and is a predicted model, not a curated record.
GAAACACCAACAGACAGAGCGGCACAGCCAGGAGAACAAGACAGGAACAUCUGAGGAUUACAUGUGUUGGUUACCUGGACAGUAAAAGGAAGAGUUACAGACACAGAAGGCAGGAGAAGGUGAGACACAGGAGGACGGGUUCAUCUUACUGAGACACACCUGCUGGAGCUCUGAGACCAUGGACAUCCUGGAGACAGAUGCCUAUGACAGGCGGCAGAGGAGAAAUAUGUCCUGUAGUCUCCUGUUUUCCCUCUUGCCUUUCUUUUUGUCUGCAGCUCUGUACUUCUACCUGUUGACUCCUGAUGCGCCCUCGUCCAUCAUGGCUGCAGGUGUCAAAUCGGCCCCCACACUGCUGCUGGCGGCAGUCGUGCUGAGCUGGAACGGAGGUCGGAGUGUCCUGGGUGUGGUGGGAGGGCUGGUGUUCUCUGCUAUAGGUGACUGGUGCCUGGUGUGGCCGGAGCUUUUCCUGCAUGGAAUGGGUGCGUUUGCCGUGGCUCAUCUUUUCUACUCACUCACCUUCCUCUCCAGUCGUUUCUUGCCAGAGUCCUCCUCUUCUUGUAACCGUUUUCUGUAUCUGAUCCUGUUCCUGACGGGAGGAGGUUUCUACAUCUACCUGUAUCCAUUCCUGCGGAAGGCCCCAGACGCCGAGCUCCUCGUUCCAGGUGUAGGAGCCUACGUCUUCUUAAUCACUCUGAUGGGGGCGUUAGCCAUCAGAACUCGCCACACGGCAGUGCUCAUGGGAAGUUUGAUCUUCAUGGUGUCUGACGUGUCGCUGGCUCUUCAGGUUUUCAAGGCGAUCCCACCAGCGGAGAAUGGUCAACUCGUUGUCAUGGUGACAUAUUAUUUGGCACAGCUGCUGAUCGCUGUUGGGGAUGUAAGGGCAACGAGGAACAAGGAAGAUUUUUCAAAAUGGAAGAGAUCCUAAAGUGGAUCCCUGUGGCAUCCCGGAAGUCUGAAUAUCUCCCUCGGUCCGGUAAACAACUGAAACUACCUGGAAAUGUUUAUGUCUUAAGAGUUUUUAAAUAUUAACAAAUCAAAAUGAAGGCAAAAUGGAAGAUUAGGACAUUUCAGUUUCAAGUGGCUUGCAAGUAAAAAUGUCUCUACAUAACACAUUUCACUUCUUUUUUUUUUGAUACUUGGGUUUUCACAAUGCCAGAAUUUAAAACUUUGAUAUGCAACUGGAAAAAAUUAAAUACUGAUACAACUGGAAUGAAAGUAGACGUCCUAGGCACCUAUUGUUGUAUUAUUUCUCGUUUUCAUUUCGUGUUGUGGUACUUGAAAUCGCUCUUGGUCUCUUUUGAAAGGUUUGCCUCUGAUGACUCUGUCAUCUCCAACACACCUGUCUUUGUUUUUUGUUAUUUUUCUGCUUUAUUAUUAAUAAGCAAACUGUACACAGCGCUCCGCGAGACACAAAUUUAACUUUAGCAUCUUUUACAGACCGCAAAAGGUCUUGAGAAACGUCAGUAUGUGCCGACCUGUGACUUUAAGGGAACCAGCUCUGCUCUCUCUCUUUGGUUAAAUAUUCCACUGAGGUUGUGUCAUUUUUUUUUUUUUUUUAAAAGCUUCAGUUUAUUUUUGAUACUAUCGAUUCGAUCAUGAAAAUCACAGAGAUCGCAACAUACCCAAAACGUUUGACAAAAUGAUCUUUCCAGCGGUCAUAACAUUUUAAAACCAAAAUCUUAAAAAAAAAAUUAAAAAAGAAACUGAAAGCGAUGCAAUAAAUAUUAGUUAAGAAUAUGUAUUUGUAUUGUGUGAUUUAUUACAACAUAUUCCAAUCAGUGGCUUUGCAUUACAUCCAUGUUGAGGUGUAGGUUGUACACGUGGUGACAAUGGUUUCCAUUAAAGGUAUUUCAAUUCUC